This is a messenger RNA of Blepharisma stoltei, 411 nucleotides long. The record is from the annotation of a GenBank genome assembly. Lineage: Eukaryota; Ciliophora; Heterotrichea; Heterotrichida; Blepharismidae.
AUGAUUAAAUUUAUCAAUAUAAUUAAGAGAGCAUACCACCCUAAAGUCCUUGAAUAUUACGAAAACCCAAAAAAUGCAGGAUCUCUAGAUAAAAACAGCAAGGAAGUUGGCACUGGAGUUGUUGGGGCGCCUGCAUGUGGAGACGUCAUGAAGUUACAAAUAAAAGUUGAGGAUGGAAAAAUCUCUGAGGCAGUUUUUAAGACAUUUGGGUGUGCUUCUGCUAUUGCUAGCUCGUCCUAUGCAACUGAGUAUAUUAAAGGUCUUAGCUUGGAUGAAGCCGUGCAGUUAAAAAAUUCUGAUAUUGCGUCAUAUCUCCAUUUACCACCUAUCAAAUUGCACUGCUCUAUGCUUGCGGAAGACGCAGUUAAGGCUGCGAUUAAAGACUUUCAGAAAAAAAAUGAAACAAAGUAA